UGGUACAUCAGGCCUACAAGAUUCAAGUGUACGACGAGUUCGUGAUCCGCGAGAAUACAGCUGUCAUGAGGUGUCAGAUCCCGACGUUUGUCCGCGACUACGUCCACAUCAUAUCGUGGCUUAAAGACGAUAAGGUCUUAAUUACCAGCUCUGCCAACAAUGGGUUCGGUCGAUAUAUAAUCCUCGGGAGCGGAGAAUUGCAAAUAAGAAAUGCAUCCAAAGCUGAUAUGGGAUCGUAUCGGUGUCAGACCAGACAUCAACUCACUAACGAAGUGCUCACCUCCUCUAUAGCCGGCCGUCUUAUAGUGACAGAACCGCACGGGACUAUUGCGCCCAGAAUUUGGAGCCACACUCAAGUCAAGUGCUUUGAGAGCGAUCUCUGCGAACUGCCCUGUGUUGCACAGUCCUGGCCACCACCUAAAUACAGAUGGUAUAAAGAAGAGGAGUCGGCCUUAUCUGCAGUAGUGAUGGGCACUCAUGUGCACCAAUUUGACGGAACACUUCUCAUAUCAGAGGUCUGGCCGUCAGACUCAGGCAAAUGGGUUUGUGUGGCGAACAACACGUUGGGUGAGGAGAAAGUGGUCAUCAAAUUGGUGGUCAUCUCGACCAUUGGCGUACAUAUCGAACCGCAGCGAUUGGUGGUUGACGUGGGAAAGUCGGCCACAUUUAACUGCUCCGUAAGGGGCGGACCUAUUAAUCUACCCGUGAUUUGGCUCAAGGAUGGCCUGCCUUUAAUCAGAGAUCCAUUUAGUGGUGGCGUUGGACUCAAUUUGGACGAUAGGAUCCGAUUGAUUGACUCAAACGUCUUAUAUAUACGUUCUGUUAUUAGAGAAGACUCCGGCUCGUAUCAAUGUCUGGCUGAGUCGGAGUACGACUCGUGCCAGUCGUCGGCCGAACUCAAGUUGGGAGACAUCGCACCCGUCAUACUCGAGACGUUCAAAGAUGCCAUCAUUGAGUCGAGCACUUCGUUGUCGCUCCGGUGCACAGCCUCUGCCACACCGUUGCCGCAGAUUAAGUGGUUUUUGGACGACUGGCCGGUGCCUAACUUCGCCCGAUUCCGGGCCGGCGAUUACGUGACGCCAGACGCCAAAGUCGUCAGUUAUGUUAAUAUCACAUCCACUCGAGUGGUCGACGGCGGGGAAUACAAAUGUGUGGCGAGUAAUGAUGUGGGACAGGCCAGUCACACGGGUCGCGUCAGCGUAAUUGGCAGUCCGGCACUGCGAUCGAUGUGGACCUCGAAUAACAUAACUGUGGUGUCCGGCCAUUCCAUAGCACUGGGCUGUCCUGUAAUUGCAUAUCCAAUUGAAUCCAUUUCGUGGGAACAUAAGGCCAAUACGUUGCCAGUGAAUCACAGACACAAAAUUGAGCCAUUAAUGAACGGAGUCGGAGGCAAAUUGCAUAUCAGUGUCGUCCAUAAGGCACUGGAUGCUGGCGAGUACAUCUGC
Molecule: messenger RNA, 1445 nt
Organism: Oppiella nova
Lineage: Eukaryota; Metazoa; Arthropoda; Arachnida; Sarcoptiformes; Oppiidae
Source: the annotation of a GenBank genome assembly